AUGAAGACCACCGCUCUCAUUUCCUUGCUUGGCCUGUCCGGCAGCGCCCUGGGUGCCGCCGUGGAGAAGGGCAACGGAAACACGCCCUUCGGCUAUAAGUCUGGUUCGAAGGAGUCUAUUGACAACCUGAAGGGCAAGAUCGAGAACGUUGUCUGGGUUCUCUUGGAAAACCGUGGAUUCGACAACAUCCUGGGUGGUGUGAAGAAGCAGGGUUUGGACAACGUUGUCAACAAUGGUCCUUUCUACAACCUGGAGGAUAUCGCCAACCCCAAGAGCAAGAAGUGGUCCACUCAGUCCAAGAACUAUGAUUCGGUCCUCAAUGACCCCGACCACACACUCACUGGUACCAACUUCGAGCUCUAUGGUCAAUAUAGCCCCAGCAAUGAGGCCAUUGCCAAUGGCACUUUGACUCCCGACCUAUCGGGCUUUGUCAACCGUCAAAUUCUUCGGCACCCCAAGGUCUCUGCUGAGCGCGCAACUGAUGAGGUCAUGGGAUAUUACUCUGAGAGUCAGGUCCCCACCAUCGUUGACAUUGUUGAUGAGUUCACUACCUUCAACAACUGGCACUCCUGUGUCCCUGGUCCCACCAACCCCAAUCGUCUCUGUGCGGUCUCUGGUGUUACCGAUGGCCACGGCAAGAACGAUGAGGACUUCGAUGUCUCCGCCAUCCCGGCCACCAGCAUCUUCGAGGCUGCCUCCGAGAAGGGCAUCUCGUGGCUCAACUACGACGGCACCAACGGCGCCUUCCUUCCUGAUUCCAUGUUCUUCGACUGGACCGCCAAAAAUGCCAAGAGCAACGUCGUCCCGGCCGCGAAUUUCUACCAGGAUGCCUACCUGGGCCUCCUCCCCCAGCUAUCCUACAUUAACCCCUCCUGCUGUGGCCUGAACACCAACUCCAUGCAUCCCGCCGGCAACGUCUCCUUCGGUGAGGUUUUCCUGAAGCAGAUCUACGAUGCCGUUCGCACUGGCCCUCAAUGGGAGAAGACUCUCUUCCUUGUCUCCUUCGACGAGACCGGUGGGUUCUUCGACCACGUCGCUCCCCCUCUUGCCGUUCGCCCCGAUAACAAGACCUACACCGAGACCGCGUAUGAUGGCAGCUCGUACACUUUCAGCUUCGACCGUCUCGGUGGUCGUAUCCCCACCUGGUUGCUCUCUCCUUACGCCCCCAAGGGUCACGUUGAGGGCUACGGUUCUGACCCCGUCACCGGCGAGUCUGCCGCAUACAGUGCUACCUCCGUGCUCAAGACCCUCGGUUACUUGUGGGACCUGAAGGAUCUGAGCCCUCGUGUUGAGCACUCGCCCGCCUUUGACCACCUCAUCGGCCCCAACUCCCGCACUACCCCCAAGACUCUUAAGAACCCUCACACUUUCCCCGAUGCCAUUUGA
Messenger RNA from Penicillium verrucosum, 1386 nucleotides. Its product is annotated as putative phosphatidylglycerol specific phospholipase C. The transcript is spliced from 2 exons. The record is from RefSeq and is a predicted model, not a curated record. Gene Ontology annotation, biological process: phospholipid catabolic process. The coding region runs from base 1 to 1386 and encodes 461 amino acids. NCBI's taxonomy places the organism in Eukaryota, Fungi, Ascomycota, Eurotiomycetes, Eurotiales, Aspergillaceae. Gene Ontology annotation, molecular function: hydrolase activity, acting on ester bonds.